AGCCCCUGGCAGCGCUCAUCAUCACAGCUUUGUCCCCUCGCUCAGCUCCGAGCAAGGGGCAGCGCUUGCGGCGAAGCAGCCAACACCGCGCUCGCACGUCCCAAGACAUCUGGAGUAAAGGCACCUGCCAUGAGGUGGUGGAGAACCGUGGGUGUAAGGAAUUCCAGGGGUGCGCGGGCAGGAGCGGGACGGCAAAUCGCAAAGGCGCUGCGCCGGGCACGGGCACGUCCUGGCACGGCCACUGUCCGUGUGGAGCGGGCGAGUCCCCGAACUGCUGCACCCGACCGCCCGGGGAAGCGCUGGGCCGCCGCUGCCGGCGGAAGAAGCCGGCGGGGGGCGCGGCGGGGGAGGGCCGGUCCCGCAGCACCUGCCGGGCCCUCGGCGCUGCCCAGCCCCGUGCCCGCGCCCUCCUUCCCUCCGCCCGCCCCGUGCUCAUGCGCCCGCCCGGCGUUUAAAGCGGGAGCGGCCGUGCCGGGGCUGUGUGGCUCGGCGGAGGUGCGGGCGGCGCGCAGGGCACGGCGCCGUGACCCGGCAGGAACGCCGCUCUCCGCCGCUCUCCUGGGCUGGGCUCCGGGCUGCCCUCCGGGCUGCCCCGCGGUGCGGACCCCCUCCGCCAUGUGGCUCUCGGCCCUGCUCCUCGGUGGGUACCGCGGCGGCGGCGGGGCCCGAGGCGGGCGCGGAGCAGCCCCGACCCACACUCCCUGUCUGUUCGCAGGCGCCCUCCUGCUCUCCGGCACGGUGCGCGGCAGCGACGGCUCGGCUUCUACUGCUGUCACGUGCUUUACAAGAGGACUUGACCUUAGAAAGGGGACAGAAGAUGUCCUUUGCCCAGCAAACUGUCCUCUGUGGCAGUUUUAUGUCUUUGGGGAUGGAGUUUAUGCCUCUCUUUCGAGUGUCUGUGGAGCUGCCAUACACAGCGGGGUGAUUACCAACGCAGGAGGAGCUGUAAGGGUGCAGACUCUCCCAGGACAGGAAAACUACCCUGCUGUAAAUGCCAAUGGGAUCCAGUCUCAGGUGCUCUCUAGAUGGGCUUCAUCUUUCUCAGUGACUGCAGGUACCAAGAAGGCAGCUCUUGAAGCAGUUGGACGAUCGGUGUCGACAGCACGUCCUUCUACAGGUAAAAGACCCAAGAAGACUCUUGAUAAAAAGGCUGGAAAUAAAGACUGUAAAGCUGAUAUUGCAUUUCUCAUUGAUGGAAGCUACAAUAUUGGCCAACGUAGGUUUAACUUGCAGAAAAACUUUGUGGGAAAAGUAACUGCAAUGUUGGGAAUUGGAAUAGAAGGGCCUCAUGUUGGAGUCGUACAGGCCAGUGAACAUCCAAAAAUUGAAUUCUAUCUGAAAAACUUUACUGCUGCAAAAGAAGUUUUGUUUGCCAUAAAGGAAUUAGGGUUCAGAGGAGGCAAUUCCAAUAUAGGGAAAGCUUUGAAGUACACAGCUCAGAAAUUCUUCUCUUUGGAGAAUGGAGCACGGAAAGGAAUUCCCAAGAUCAUUGUAGUGUUUCUGGAUGGCUGGCCCUCAGACGAUCUGGAAGAACCUGGCAUAGUGGCCAGAGAAUUUGGAGUCAACGUGUUCAUUGUGUCUGUAGCAAAACCCACAACAGAGGAGCUGGGAAUGGUACAGGACAUCGGUUUUGUUGACAAAGCUGUCUGUAGGAACAAUGGCUUCUUCUCUUACCAAAUGCCCACCUGGUUUGGUACCACCAAAUAUGUGAAACCUCUUGUCCAAAAGCUGUGCUCACACGAGCAGAUGCUGUGCAGCAAGACUUGCUACAACUCGGUCAACAUCGGUUUCCUGAUCGACGGCUCCAGCAGCAUCGGCGAGAGCAACUUCCGCCUCAUGCUCGAGUUCGUGAGCAACGUGGCGAAGGCUUUCGAGAUCUCCGACAUCGGCUCCAAGGUGGCGGCCGUGCAGUUCACCUACGACCAGAGGCCCGAGUUCGGCUUCGCCGACCACGCCAGCAAGGAGAAGGUGCUCUCGGCCAUCCGCAACAUCAGCUACAUGAGCGGGGGCACCGCUACCGGCGACGCCAUCUCCUACACCACCAAGAAGGUGUUCGGGCCGGUGACAGACGGACCUAACAAGAAUUUCCUCGUCGUUCUGACCGAUGGUCAGUCGUAUGAUGAUGUUAGAGGACCUGCUGCAGCUGCACAGAAAGCAGGAAUAACUGUCUUCUCUGUUGGUAUUGCCUGGGCACCACUGGAUGAUCUGAAAGAAAUGGCUUCUGAACCAAGAGAAUCUCAUACUUUCUUCACCAGGGAGUUCACAGGAUUGGAGCAGAUGGUUCCUGAUAUUAUUAGAGGCAUCUGUAAAGAUUAUUUGGACUCUAAACAAUAAAAAAUCUGCUGUUCAAUAUUACUAUUUGAACCUAAAAAUCAUGAAAUUGAAAUGGUACCUCUAAAGUACAGAUGUUUUAUUCUUAUAUAUGCUAUCAUAAUACCGAGGAAGAAGAAGGGCUGCUUUUUGGUUUUGUAGUCAAAGAUUCUUGUGAGCUUGUUAGAAGCUGUACUUGAUACUGAAGUGCAGAAUUUGGCCAACAGCUAGUAUUUUCAACAAGCAUAUAGCAUCCCAAAGUUUAAAGCUUUGCGUUUGUUUAAUGCGUAUUGUGCACUUAAGAAUAGCAGAUACUCAGAGGAAAUAAUACAGCUCUGACUUUUUUUUGCCACUUGCUAGAGACCUUCUUACAAGUUAAAAAUAAUGUAACUUUAAAUAGAAGGUACUACCUUCUAUAAGCUUCCUGUAGCUUACAAUUUUCCAAGAGUUCUGCUGAUAACACAAAGUACUUUCAGCACUCCUGUUGUGCAACAUCCAUUAUUGCCAGGCAGCUUUAGAAAAGAUAUGACAGAUUGUAGCUGAAAGAGUCUAUUUUUACUAGUUGGGGUUUUGCUGAUCUGGUUGGCAAAUUAUUUUGGCACAGAACUUUAAAGGUAUUUAAAGUACAGUAGUUCUUUGAGGAUCUGGAUCCUAACAUACUAGCUACUACUACUGCUUUCUGCACCAUUGAAGUCAACAGUGAUAUUCCAAAUAUAACUGACAACUGGAUAUUUCCUGUCUGCUGCCUUGUACUGUCUUGAUUUGACAAAGUUGUUAUUGGCCAGACAGUUAGAGACAGGAAUCUUGGGCCAAGAGAUUAAAUGAGACCACACAGUGGGAAUUGAAAGCAUUCAAAUUCAAGUCUAGAGGUAUCUUAAACCUUUAAACCUAACGGAUUUAUACCAGAUUACAUGGUCAGAAAAGAAGAGAGUAGGCAGACAGGUUAAGUGGGAUUUAGUAGUUCACAGAGUAACAACUUCAUAAUGGUAGUGCAACCAUCUUUAUAGAUGUGUGAGGUUUUCUAAAGAUGAAAGAACAGUUUUCUUGAAAGAGGCUUUCAUUUGAUUACAUACCUAGUAAUGUUGAUAUAUUUAUAUGCACACACAUGUGGUUAAAAUUUUGUGAUUGAUAUUCACGAAGUUACUUCAGAGUCCUGGUGUGAAUAACAUGCUCCAAAUAUUCUCUAGAAAAUAAAGGGGGGUUGCAAAUAAAAUGUAUAGUAGAAAGCAAACCAGCACUUCCCCUAUCAAUCUGGGGUAUCCCUAUUUUCCUCUCCCCCACUAUUGAUUGUAAAAUUUCUAGUAGUUAUGGAGUGGCACAGAAGGGAUUGUAUUCAUUGGGCUUUUGCUGUGCACUUUUUAAUAACUUAUAACUGGCUAUAUAUUACUCUAAACAUAGAUGGCAAAAAUGCCUUGUAUUUUUCUAGUAAUUAUCCUUAAUUUUGUUAUGUAUUUAUAGAUAAGAGUAUUACGCUUUUGCUGUAUAAAUUCAUAUGCUGUAUCAACUUUGUGAAAAAAUUUAAUUAGUUUAGUUUAUAAACUUUUUAUAGAAAUACAUAUUGCAAGAAAACUGGGACUGCUGCUAUCUGUUUUAAUAUUUCAUAACACAGAAGUCUUUUUAUAAUGACCCUCAUAUAGUAUAGCUUGAAUAAGCUGUAUGUGAUGCUUCCUAACUAUAUUAUCUUAAAUUCCAAAUCAUUCUCAAAUAAUAAGGGUAUUAUUUUUACAAAUAUUUUAACUUGAAUGAGUCAAUAUCAAAGUUUUAGUCAUUGUUCAUAUUAGGUAAUAUGCUAGAUAAAUAAUCUGAAUAUAAAUGAUGUGCUGGCUGAUAGAAUCACAUUUUCCCUC
Molecule: messenger RNA, 4157 nt
Organism: Prinia subflava (tawny-flanked prinia)
Lineage: Eukaryota; Metazoa; Chordata; Aves; Passeriformes; Cisticolidae
Gene: COCH
Product: cochlin
Exons: 10
Coding region: 130-2334 (734 amino acids)
Source: RefSeq, a predicted model, not a curated record